Messenger RNA from Schistocerca cancellata (South American locust), 3433 nucleotides. RefSeq names its product alanine--tRNA ligase, mitochondrial (gene AlaRS-m). Bases 302 to 3319 code for a protein of 1005 amino acids. The record is from RefSeq and is a predicted model, not a curated record. The transcript has 13 exons. Gene Ontology annotation, biological process: alanyl-tRNA aminoacylation; tRNA modification. NCBI's taxonomy places the organism in Eukaryota, Metazoa, Arthropoda, Insecta, Orthoptera, Acrididae. Gene Ontology annotation, molecular function: amino acid binding; alanine-tRNA ligase activity; nucleic acid binding. Gene Ontology annotation, cellular component: mitochondrion; cytoplasm.
UGAAGUACUUUGGUGUAUUAUUGUUUAUUUCUUCGUGAUGUUUUUACAGUUGUUCGUAGAGAUAUAGAGAAGUAGAAAGGCAUGUUGGCGCACUUAGGCGGCAGAUGUAGUUUUGUAAUGGAUUUGCAGAAGAAAUGAUCUUGGAUGUUAACAGUAGUAAACUAUUGCACAGAGAAUGCUGAUGCCUCACAUUCAAGAUGAGGGAUUCCGGAUAAUAUCACUAAAGACGCAAAGUGUUCGAAACAAUUUUGAUAGUCUAUCUCCCGAGUCUACUUGAAAGUUUUCCCAGACAUUUCGUGCAAUGAUUUCACACAGUCGCUAUUACAGCAGCUUGCCCACCUGCAAGACUGCGAGAGAAAUGUUUAUGAACUACUUUGUCAGGGGUCAUAAUCAUAAGCACAUAAGGUCUAGUCCUGUUGUACCUUUUUGUGAUCCAACUGUUCCAUUUGUGAACGCAGGGAUGAAUCAGUUCAAAGGAAUAUUCUUGGGCCAGAUAGCACCUCCUUGCUUAAGGGCAGCUAAUAGUCAAAAGUGUAUACGUGUUGGUGGAAAACACAAUGAUUUGCAUGCAGUUGGUGCUGAUGGACAUCAUCAUACUUUUUUUGAAAUGCUUGGAAACUGGUCAUUUGGUGAUUAUUUCAAGGAAACAGCAUGCGAACUAGCGUGGAAGCUUCUGACUGGCCCUUAUGGCAUAAGUCGUGACCAGUUGUAUGUUACUUACUUCGGUGGAAGUGAGGAAUUGGGGCUGAGUGCUGAUACAGAAACUUAUGAAAUAUGGAGGAAAUUGGGAAUACCUGCAAAUCGAAUUUUACCAUUUGGGACAACAGAUAAUUUUUGGGAGAUGGGCUCAGUUGGACCAUGUGGCCCAUGCACUGAGAUUCAUAUUGAUCAUGUAAAUGGCAGAAAAGACGUGCAAAACCGUGUUAAUAAAGGCUUUUCUGAUGUGACAGAGUUAUGGAAUUUGGUGUUUAUACAAUACAAUAGGAAAUCAGAUGGUACAUUAGAAAAGUUACCUACACACCAUGUGGACACUGGUAUGGGUUUUGAACGGCUUGUUGCAGUACUUCAGAAUAAAAGUUCAAACUAUGAUACUGAUAUAUUUCUGCCUCUAUUUUCUGCUAUCCAGAAGAUAACUGGAGCACCCGCAUACCGUGGUUUGUUCGGUGUAGAUGACAUUUCUGGUAUUGAUACUGCAUAUCGUAUCAUCGCUGAUCACUGUCGUAUGGCGACAGUUGCCAUUGCAGAUGGUGUGUUUCCUCAUCACAAUCUGAAGUUAAGGCGUGUCAUCAGGAAAGCUAUACAUGUGGGUGAAAGAUACUUUCAUGCAAGAAAAUCCUUAUUGAGUGAACUGAGUAAUUAUGUUGCAGAGACACUUGCUGAUGCUUAUCCAGAAAUCCCAAGUAAUCUGAAACAGGUGCAGUUAAUCAUUGGGCAUGAAGAACAGCUUCUUGUUGAUUUGGAAAACAAUGCUGCAGUGGAAUGGAAAAAGAUUGUUAAUGCUAAGCCACACUUGAGUUCUUUGGACAUUACUGAAAUGCCAGGGCUGGUGUUAGGGUACCAAGAGCUCCAAACUGCUGCAGAAAACCUGGUGAAAGAUUUAGAGGGGGAAGCUGGGAUAAGAAAAAAGCCUGUUUUACCAGGCAGUGUUGUCUUUAAAUUGUAUGACACAUAUGGUCUAGAUGAGAAACAUAUUAGAAAAUUAGCAGAUGCAGAAGGAAUCAGUGUAGAUAUGGAAGGUUUUCAUGUGCAACUUGACAAUGCUAAGUUAAGGACUAAAAAAGGUUUCACUGUUGCAACAGAAAAUGAAUUGAAUUAUGACACCAUACUUCAAUUAAGGGAGAAUGGAAUUUAUGCUACAGAAGAUCAAUAUAAAUAUAUGUAUUCUAAAGAAAAUGGUGUGUAUAUGUUUCCUUAUUUGAAGUGCAGUGUGCAAGCAAUUGUAGUAGAUGGGAAGUGUGUAGAAAGAACACAGCCAGGAAUAGAAUCCAAGAUAAUUUUAAACAAGUCUAACUUUUAUCAUGAAGCUGGUGGCCAGGAAAGUGAUAGUGGCUAUAUGGAACUGCAAAAUGGUUUGAAAGUAGCUGUUAACAGUGUAACAAACUGCCAAGGCUACAUUCUGCACAAAAUUGUAAUGGAUACAAACAGUGAUAUGUCUGUGUCUGUCAGUGAUGAAAUAUCCUUGUGUAUUGAUUGUGACAAAAGACUUGCUAACAUGCGAAAUCACACUGCGACUCACCUAAUAAAUGCUGCUCUAAGAAGAAUUUUGACAGUGACAUGUCAGAACUCAAGCCGUGUGACCAGCAAGGACCUAUUUUUUGAUUUCUCAGUUUAUGGAGAGGAAUUUGGAACACAACAAGUGAAGAUCCUGGAGAAAGCACUUAGAGAGCUUAUCAGCAGUAAAUUACCGGUGAAGCGUAGGUCUGUUUCUGAAAAUGAGCUUCUGAUGCUUGGAAAUGUUACGUGUGUGCCUGGAGAAGUUUAUCCAGAACAGGGCAUCUAUCUCAUAGAGGUGGAAUCAGAAGAUGGAAUUGUGUCCAGGGAACCAUGCUGUGGGACACAUGUCCUGAAUACAGCUGAUUUAGAAGCCGUUUCUGUAGUUUCACUCCAAUCAUCUGGAUCAGGGUCUCGUUGCUUGCGCGCAGUGACUGGUCCCACAGCAUUAUCUGUUUUGGAAAAUGGUCUGGAAUUGGAGAAGGAAGUUAGUAGUCUGGAGGGACUUUCUGGGGAAAGCCUCAGUUCUAGUUUGCAAGUUAUUAUACACAAGCUUAGAAAUGAAGCUAACAGGUGUAUGCCGUAUACUACACAUGUUAAAUGUUCAGAAAUUUUAGAGACCCUGAAAACAAGAAUGAAACAGCAAUCGAGGCAACUAUUAACGGAACAGAUGAGAACCGAAAUGCAAGAUGUCCUCAGAAAACUUAACAGCAGUCCUGGCAGAACAGCCAUUCCUUUCAUAGUGCAUUUUCUGCAGUGCUCUUCAUUUCAAGAGGACAUUCCUCUCCAGAAGGCAACGAAGCUGUGCAGCAGCAUUCCAGUGCUCCUGCUCGCAAGAAGUGAGGGCAUGAUUAAAGCCAGGUGUUGUGUUCCUGAGGGUGUGGCAAGUGAACAAUUCAAUGCUCAGCUGUGGAUGCAACCCGUUAUGGCUACUUUGAAAGGUCAAGGCUUUGUGCCCCGUGGACAAAAUCCAAGUAAUGUAUACAAUAUGAAAGGAAAAAAUAUUCCUGUCAACAAACAGGAUGCUGCAAUCAAUAUAGCUAUGCAGGCGGCAACUGAAUUUGCAGAAAAUGCCCUCAGCAGUGUAAGCUAUCGUAAAAGAAUGUGAUACAAGAUACAGCCACUGACCACUGAAGAACAUCUUAUAUAAGUGUCAUGUACAUUCUUAUUUAUUUAUUUGUAUGUUUGUUGCAGACUAAAUAAAACUUACUGUAUAUUUUGA